CGAUAAUGUCAUGACGACCUCCAUGACGACAGUGUUUACACCAAUCCGACAUUGCACAAAACUGCCUAGACGAAAAAAAAAAUCAGAAUGUCAAUGUUUGUUUGCGCACUGAGAGCAGCACUCCGUAACUAUUGUGUAAAUAGAAUUUAUCCAAACGACGUCGACGACGACGACGACGUUAUCGGACUCGAAAGUUUAGAUGAGGGCGGCGUUAUGAAGAUAGGCCGUCUAACCUACACGUAUGGCUGUACAUCACAAGCUUUCUUACCCGGACGUUACUCGGGAGCGCAGUGCACCACCAUGGCUCUUGCUUCAGUAAUACUGAACGAGUCAACUUCGAGAUUCACGCCGACGUCUGUCAAUAAAAUUCUACUUGAAGGAAACCGUCUUCAUGCUAAGCUUAGAGAUGAUCUUAAACUAAGCCACGAGAAAGACAGAAGGAUAGCUAUAGAAGAUAUCCCCUACAAAUACUUUAUUUACCUUGGCGAGGUAUUUGAGACCCUAACCACCAUCAGACUACUAGAGCAAAGCCAGUAUGUUUUCACCACGAAGAAAGAAGGCUUCGAGGAGUUUUCCACGAUCAAGGAAUACUUGAGGCGAUGGCAACGGAGCAAAUCUACAAGAACAGGCUUUCUCAUAACCUUGGGGGAUUUCUCAUAUUCAGUCAUUCUAAAAAUGAACGGCCGCGUUGCUCUGUUCGACUCCCACGGCCACUUGACCCUGAACGGAGAGCUAAUAGAACAGAAAGCUGGAGUGUUACAAUUCCCAUCCCUGGAGUACCUGGAGCAGUUUCUGGUAGGCAUGUAUGGGUUCGAGACCCCCGCUGUAAUAGCACCAGUAUAUGUAUAUCUCAUUAAGCUGACCAGACGAGAGAAGCCGGCCAGAAAUGUGAAGCAGCCCGAACCUAAACCAUACCAGCCAUAUUUCCCGACCGAGUCAGACGAAAAAGUAUUCAGUUCACACACUAAAAAGGACGAUGAAAUUACCGACGACUGUUCGCCAUAUAUUGGCAUGAUGGGUGGAAUGUUUUGAACGUUUCACAGACCGUCGAUGAUGCAGUCCGUGGCCGGGCAUGACAAGGAGAAUAAGUGGCCACGUGAUACCGUUUGGGUAGGACAGAGACAUGCCCAUUUGCUGUCCAGCUGGUCGAAGUACAAUGAUGCUGCUCUGCGGCGCCAUAGGUUCGAGAUCAAAAAAGAAGUUUAAGACCUGAGUGUAUAUAGUGCUUUGAAAGAAGCACAAAUGGCGCCAGAUGGAUAAGACGAAUACUUGUAAACGCAGAAUUUCUCAGACUGUGACGUCUGAUUAAUAUCGUCUGCUGUUCAGGGGAGCUGGACUCGGGAAUACACACGCUGGGAGCUAUGAUCCUACAGCGACUGUAGCAUGGACUGACACCGGGAAGACGUCUACAUGUUCUCGACUCACAUUGCUAAAAUCUUUUUUAUUUUGUGAAUAUGGUAAAAAUAAACAGUAAUUUUUUUGCAAAAAAUCUGCGACACAUUACCCGAUUUUGACGUCAUGCAACUGGACAUUAUAUUGGAGGUCAUACAUGACAUCAGAUGCCAGUAGCACACAAACAUAAUGUACCUAGUCUGAACUUUAAAUUUAUCUGGGUUCGACUUUUUACGUGUUUGUAUAUAUACAUUUUGAAAUCGGAAAUUAAAUUUGCUGUUGAAAAUCACAGAACAGGAGCUGGACUCGGGAAUACACACUCUUGAAGCUAUGAUCCUACAGCGACUGUAGCAUGGACUGACACCGGGAAGACGUCUACAUGUUCUCGACUCACAUUGCUAAAAUCUUUUUUAUUUUGUGAAUAUGGUAAAAAUAAACAGUAAUUUUUUUGCAAAAAAUCUGCGACACAUUACCCGAUUUUGACGUCAUGCAACUGGACAUUAUAUUGGAGGUCAUAAACCGACAUCAGAUACCAGUAGCACACAAACACAUAAUGUACCUAGUCUGAACUUUAAAUUUAUCUGGGUUCGACUUUUUACGUGCUUGUAUAUAUACAUUUUGAAAUCGGAAAUUAAAUUUGCUGUUGAAAAUCACAGAACA
This is a messenger RNA of Mercenaria mercenaria, 2052 nucleotides long. RefSeq lists its product as uncharacterized. NCBI's taxonomy places the organism in Eukaryota, Metazoa, Mollusca, Bivalvia, Venerida, Veneridae. The coding region runs from base 88 to 1032 and encodes 314 amino acids. The transcript has 6 exons. The record is from RefSeq and is a predicted model, not a curated record.